Molecule: messenger RNA, 2290 nt
Organism: Miniopterus natalensis
Lineage: Eukaryota; Metazoa; Chordata; Mammalia; Chiroptera; Miniopteridae
Gene: CCDC81
Product: coiled-coil domain containing 81
Cellular component (GO): microtubule organizing center
Source: RefSeq, a predicted model, not a curated record
AUGCUGGACCCCACCCUCCCUUGCCUGCAGGACCUGGGCAGGAAGGUGCUGCCCACGCUGCCCUUGCUGAGCCAGGAGGCAGUCUCUACUAUUUGGGAGCUUGUAUCAGAAUUUGUGCAACGGCAGCUAUCCCAACACAAGGGAGUUCAGAUUCCAGGACUUGGAACUUUCACUUUCACAAGACAAAAAAUAGACGUGGGAAACAACAAGUUUAUUCUGUUUCAGAGGCCUGUAUUUAUCAUGGCGGAGAAGUUAGUGCAGGUCCAUGGACUCAAACAAAACAAAGUACAUACUCCUGGUGAUAUCCCAGUCGUUCCACUUAAUUUUGUCGUGAUAUCCCUGGAGGGUUCGUUUAACCGGGACACAGUGGAAGGAUGCGUGAAGGAGACGCUGCUGUUUUUAUCACGAUCCAUUUCCAUCAAACAAAAUGUGGAGUUUACAUUCAAAGGAAUCGGCAUCCUCGUGAUCAAAGACGGCAGGGUGAAGAUGAGAUUUUUUAAGGAGUUCCUUAGUACAGUGGAUGGAAGUGGGGCUCUGGCAAAAGCCCUAGCAAAUAGGCCUGGCACUAUGGACUCAGUGUUGUCUAGCAGAGAGAGCCUCAGGAAGCAGCCUAACAAUGUGCUUGCAUUUCCAAGGCUUGAGCUCAAGGAGAUGGAGAACAAACCGCCUAUGGAGACCAUUGUAGAAGACGGUGGGAAGAAUAAACCGAGGAACUGCAAGUUAAAGGACCGGGCAGACCAAGGAGAAGGCGCCAGGGAGAUCUCAUCACCUAAGAAACUUCCAGAGAGAAAAACAGACUCCUGUAGCAAAGUGAAAGAUGCCAACUUGCCAAACAAGUUAGAGCAGAGUGGGAGUUGGGGGAAGAAUAUGAACCCCGAAAGCAAAUCAUCUCCAACGUGUCUAAAAAAUGCCAAUGAAAUGAAACCUAAAGUUUCUCCAACCACCAGGUGCCAGGAUCAUAAUAAGGCAGGACAGGAGAUGUGUUACGUAUGCUUGCAACGAGCACAACGGAAUUCCCCGUUGUACUACGGUGAGGAGAGGAAGAGGAGGGAGAUAGAAGAUGAACAGCUUCUACAGCAGUAUCAAAUGCUGAAGGAUCAAGAGACUUUCUUAAAAAACCAGAUGAGAAGUCUGGCCUAUAGAGAACAGAACCAAAAAAAUGCUGCCUAUAAUCUUGGAGUUGCCGAAGCUAUGAGAAUCCACAAGAAUGAAAAACCUGAAUUUUAUAAAUCCUUCCUAUUUUAUAAACGGCCAUCCAGUCCUGAGAGUAAGGCUUUAAAGCAAGAGGAACAUUUCCAAAGUCUCCUGAAACAAAUGAAUAAUAGACGGGAAAAGGAAAUAAACCAGAGAGAAAACAAGGAGUUGAUGGAACGCCUAGAACAAGUGCAACUCACAGAGGAACUUGCUGCACAAAGAGCCAAAUACAUACAAGAUAAGAUGGAAGAAACAGAGUGUUACAAGAGAGCUUUGGAUGCACAGAUAAAGCACAAGUUCCCCCAGCUGCCCAUAUCUGAGCCCGACUCCUUUAAGCCCAUCUUUGGUAAGAAUGAAAAUGAGCUGGUGGUGGAAAAGCGAAAGCGAGAUCAGAGUUACAUGAAGCACCAGCUGGAGGCAGCUGCUAGACACAAGAGGAAAGUCAUCCUGAACCAACUGGUGGACCAAAAGCGGGACUUGCUGAUGCUGCAGAAGACAAAAAAAGAGCACUUGGCAGACAGGAACGCUGAGGCGGAGAGAGUGAACAGAAUGAACCAGAGCUUACAGGAGGACUGGGAACGGAGCGCUGAAAUGAAGAGGCAGCGGGCCCUGCAGGAGAAGGCUUUCGAUCGGGCCUCAGACAAGCUCUUCAUCCUGGACCAGUGUGAGAGGUACCGGCGUUGCAAGCAGUGCCAGCGGAGCACCUCCAACAGGGGGGACAGCCACUUGUGGCCAAUGAACAAGUACCUGCACGGCUCCCGGCUGUUUGUGUGAAACUCAGAGUUUGGACCUGCGUUUCUGGGCGAAAGUUUUUAUUUUUGUAAUGUUUGAAAAAGUGCAUUGCGCGAUUUUGGUGCUUUCAGGAGCAGCUUGCUUUUUAACCGCUUACUGAGCUCCUGUAGGCAGGGUCUCCCCUCCUGUCUCCCUCCCAUCCCCACGGACCUGCUGCCGAUGGAGCUGGGAUGGGACUCGCUUCAUUCUGCUGUGGGCGUGCCGCUGGCCCAGCCCUGCCACUCCCCCUGUGACUGUGUGACACACGGUGUCUUUUCUUUAUCUGUAAUGAAUAAUGAAUAAUAAAUAUUUUCUAUAUGCCUGA